AUGAGUUUCCUUCGAGCCUGUAUUUUAGCUUUUCUGGCCGUUUGCGUCCUUAAGAGUUCUCUGGCAACAAUUUUCAAACCUCAAAAGGCUCAACAACUUCUCGAAUACAACUUCACGACGAAGCAGUUUGUACUUGAUUCACGUUGUUUGGUCGAAAUAUCAAAGCUUCGUGGACCAAUUGUUGUUGUAAGCGCCGUUGGAGAUGCAAGAAUUGGUAAAUCGACUACGUUAAACCUUAUUCGUCAUUUCUGGAACGAAAACAGCCUUCAUGCCUUUCAGAAAACCUUCGAGACUGGCGAUACAAAGGUUCCUGUCACGCACGGUGUUUGGGCCGCGAUAAUUCCAGCCAAGACCCCGGAUGAGAGUAACGCAAUCCUGCUUGAUGUGGAAGGUCUUAAUCUGGGUGACGAUGCGGUCACGACUCAUUUAAGCAUGUUUACCGCCCUUGUGUCGUCAGCAGUUCACAUAUUUACUCGUGAUACGAUGCAAAAUCAUGUUCUAGAUUUUUUGUAUUUCAUCUCGAGGCUCACUGAAAUGAUAUUCCCCGAUGAGAGAUUCGACAAUUUCCCACACCUGGGUAUAAUGGUGCGUGGAGCACUUGAAACCCCACCGGGAUACACACUGGACGAAUAUAUCCAUGAUUUUAUCCUGAGUUUGGACAACAAGGACAGAAUGGAGGAAGAGAGGAAAACGAUUGGGAAAUAUUUCUCGAGGGACAAAAUAUCCGCAAAUCAAAUACCGUACGUUCAAGAUAUUACGAUUUUCAAAGACAUGCGCAAAUUUAGGAACACUGAUUUUCAUAAAGUGAUCUUGUCAUUGGUGGAGCAGUUCAAAAAAAGCCCGCAAAAGAAAUCUUUGAAGGGCAAUCGCUUGAUGGAUGGGGAAUCACUUGCAAGGUUUGUGAAGGAACUAUUUCACGCUAUGAACAAUAAUGCUUGGAUGGAUUUUAACGACGCCUACCUCAUGUUGGAAAGACAAAUUUGCGCAGACGCUUAUGGCAAGAUUGUCCGACCUGUUUUGGAUAAAAUAGCGGGCGAACUUGGUGCUGAUAUGGAGAAUACGAUGGCAGAGUUCAAGAUUAAGUGCGCUUUACCAGAAGAGGUGGAGACAGCGAAGAAAGAGCUGCUAGCAGCUAGGCAAAGGGCAGCUGAAAUUAAAGAGAUGAAAGAAAGAGCGGCCGAACAGGAGGAGUUACUAAAGAAGACAACAACAGAAAUGAAAAUCGCUCAUGACAAAUGGCAAAAAGAUUUGAAAGACAAAGAUGAAAAGCUCAGUGAAGAAGUUGAGAAAAGAGAACAAUUGCAAAUGCUAAAUAAAAGAUUGGAAGAAGAAACUGCAAUGAAGUCACAGCAAAUUUCCCAACUUCAAUUACAGCAGGCUCAAGCGAGUGCGGGUGGAAGCAGCUUUGAGCGAUUUCUCGGCACAGUUUUUGGAACGGCCCUUGGAAGCUAUUUCUUCGGUAGCCCAGCUGGACCACUUAGCGUAGGUCUACAAUGUAGUGCAGAUCUUCCUCGUCUUUCAAAUGAAGAAUGA
Molecule: messenger RNA, 1533 nt
Organism: Orbicella faveolata
Lineage: Eukaryota; Metazoa; Cnidaria; Anthozoa; Scleractinia; Merulinidae
Product: guanylate-binding protein 7-like
Molecular function (GO): GTP binding; GTPase activity
Source: RefSeq, a predicted model, not a curated record